AUGCCUCCGCCGCCUCCUCCGCCGCCGCCGCCACCUCCUGCAGGGAACAGCUGGUGCCCGCCGAGGGUUUGUCACGCCACUGUCACCGUCAGUCCGGCGGCGCCUCACCACUCACUGCCACUGUCACUCAGGCACCACACCACCACACCGCCACACCGCCAAGCUGCACCACCACGCCCCUGCCUCUGCCUGGCCCUCUGCGCCUCCUUCGCCAGGCUCACCCGCCGCAGCGCGCUGACUGCCGCCACGCAGCGGGAAACUCGCCAAAUGUCACUCAGACGCACUGGCCGCACCACCACCACCACCACCACCACCAACACCAACAGGAGUUCACGCCUUCCUUGUGGUGACAGCAGGACACAGCCGCGGCUUGCUGCUGAGAAGGCUGACGGGUGUGCAGGGCGGGACACACAACAGCAGCAGCAGCAGCAGGAGGAGGAGGAGCAGCAGGGUAGUGGAGCCUGGCCGGCGGGUCACGUCACAGCAGGAUUGGGAGGAGCGGGUGGGGCAGGCGUGGGCGGCGACGGUGUCGGUAUCUCCAGAGUAUGCCGCCCCGGCACACGCCCCUGA
Portunus trituberculatus (swimming crab) is the source of this 570-nucleotide messenger RNA. RefSeq lists its product as uncharacterized. NCBI's taxonomy places the organism in Eukaryota, Metazoa, Arthropoda, Malacostraca, Decapoda, Portunidae. Bases 1 to 570 code for a protein of 189 amino acids. The transcript has a single exon. The record is from RefSeq and is a predicted model, not a curated record.